AUGGCUGAUUCCCUCACCGAAGAGCAAGUGUCUGAGUACAAGGAGGCCUUCUCCCUGUUUGACAAGGAUGGCGAUGGACAAAUCACCACCAAGGAGCUUGGCACCGUCAUGCGCUCGCUGGGCCAGAACCCCUCCGAGUCUGAGUUGCAGGAUAUGAUCAACGAGGUUGACGCCGACAACAACGGCACUAUUGACUUCCCCGAAUUCCUCACUAUGAUGGCUCGUAAGAUGAAGGACACCGAUUCCGAGGAGGAGAUUCGCGAGGCAUUCAAGGUCUUCGAUCGUGACAACAACGGGUUCAUUUCCGCCGCCGAGCUUCGCCACGUCAUGACCUCCAUCGGCGAGAAGCUGACUGACGACGAGGUGGACGAGAUGAUCCGCGAGGCGGACCAGGAUGGUGAUGGCCGAAUCGAUUACAACGAGUUCGUUCAGCUCAUGAUGCAAAAAUAA
Molecule: messenger RNA, 450 nt
Organism: Penicillium psychrosexuale
Lineage: Eukaryota; Fungi; Ascomycota; Eurotiomycetes; Eurotiales; Aspergillaceae
Product: calmodulin
Exons: 6
Coding region: 1-450 (149 amino acids)
Biological process (GO): spindle pole body organization
Cellular component (GO): central plaque of spindle pole body
Molecular function (GO): enzyme regulator activity; calcium ion binding
Source: RefSeq, a predicted model, not a curated record